Messenger RNA from Saxophila tyrrhenica, 1449 nucleotides. RefSeq lists its product as uncharacterized. Lineage: Eukaryota; Fungi; Ascomycota; Dothideomycetes; Mycosphaerellales; Extremaceae. The transcript is spliced from 2 exons. Bases 1 to 1449 code for a protein of 482 amino acids. Gene Ontology annotation, molecular function: ATP hydrolysis activity; polyubiquitin modification-dependent protein binding; ATP binding. Gene Ontology annotation, cellular component: nucleus; cytosol; VCP-NPL4-UFD1 AAA ATPase complex. Gene Ontology annotation, biological process: retrograde protein transport, ER to cytosol; autophagosome maturation; mitotic spindle disassembly. The record is from RefSeq and is a predicted model, not a curated record.
AUGACCGCAGGAACAAACGCAACAAGGCCCAAGCCGACACCGCCCUCUCAAAAUGCAACCCACGACCGCUGGCUCAAGCACUCCUCCGGACAGCGCGUCAACACCGACGCCAUCAUCGUCGAAGCUCUUCACAAAGAGUAUCCUCAGCUCCACCUGACCGUUAUAUCUGUCUAUAACACAAACCUCCUCGGCUAUGCAGCGGCAGGCAAGAUCGGCCUCGCGCCCAUGGACAAAGAGCAGGAUCGCUUGAGCCAGACCACGUAUAUUGCGCCAGCUAAUCGUUUGAGCGGCGGGAGAGGCGUGCUCGCGACUCAGCCGAAAUACUCGAAGUAUCUGUUGGACUGGCAGGGCAAAGAGUUCGUGAUGUACGUGGUAGAGGGCCGUGAUGCACUCGAUGCGUUCAGUGAGACCUACACUCAGUUCUUGCUCUCGCCCUCUGUCGAGGCUACGAAUCAACUCCUGCUGGAAGCCGGUCAAUGGAGUAACAGCUUGCAUGAAGAAGUCUGGGUGUUCGACCAAGGCUGGUGGCAGAAGAGCCCGGAGCUGUACGAUAGCGUGCGGUCAGCCAGCUGGGACGAUGUCAUUCUCGACAAGAAGAUGAAGGACUCCAUCAUUGACGAUGUCAACACUUUCUUCGACAGCCAAGACACCUACCAGAAACUCAGAGUUCCGUGGAAGCGAAACGGGAAAACAGUAUCGAUCAAAGCAAUGAUGCACACGCUGUACAACCGCAAGCAGCCCGUUCCCACGUUAUAUGUCAAGACGCUGGCAAGUUUCGCAGGUCCGGAAUACAGCAUCGACCAGAUCUUCAAACGUGCCCGCAGGGAAGCGCCGUGCUAUCUCAUCUUCGAAGACCUCGAUUCAGUGGUGACUGAUGAAGUCAGAAGCUACUUUUUGAAUGCUGUCGAUGGGAUUCAGAAAAAUGACGGCAUUCUGAUGGUCGGCUCGACCAACCAUCUUGACCGACUCGACCCGGGCAUCGCGAAGCGUCCAUCUCGCUUUGACCGCAAAUAUCUCUUCAACAAUCCUACCGAAGCAGAGCGUGUGUUGUACAUGCAGUACUGGCAGCGCAAGCUCUCCGACAACGACGAGAUCGAGUUCCCGGAUAAGAUCUGUGACGCCGUGGCGAAGAUUACUGGCGGCUUCUCGUUCGCUUACCUGCAGGAGGCCAUGGUCGCGUCGUUGCUGGCGCUUGCUCGCGAGUCUGAUUCUUUCGCGGAUGAACUGUGUCUGGAAUGCAUGGAGGCGCAUGGGAAGCCUGCGAGCGGCGGCUCGUGUGAUAGGCAAGGAUGGAGGGUGUUCAAAGGCCUGUACGAUUUUGUCUGGCUGGUGAAGCAGAUGGAUGAAAAGGAUGAAGAUCUGAACAGCUACGUGCUGUGGCGGGAACUAAAGAAGCAGAUUCGGAUUUUGAGAGAGGGUAUGGAGGAGGAGAAGGGGGUCAGGAAAUGA